This is a messenger RNA of Spodoptera litura, 3265 nucleotides long. RefSeq lists its product as uncharacterized. Gene Ontology annotation, biological process: anatomical structure morphogenesis. NCBI's taxonomy places the organism in Eukaryota, Metazoa, Arthropoda, Insecta, Lepidoptera, Noctuidae. The record is from RefSeq and is a predicted model, not a curated record.
ACCGUACCCAUCUGCGCCGCACACCCAUUGCGCACGAGUUCCUCACUUGUUCGCCACCCUGGACGUGUCGUAUCAUUUUACCCGCGUAUAGAAUUUUUAUAGUACAUACAUAUUGCUCUAUAUUUUGUGGGCUCAAAAACAAAUUAAGUACCUGCGGUUUUAUUUGUCUUGGUACCUACCAAUUCUUAAAUAUAUUUCCGUGUUGAAAUUUAUAAUCAGAAGUUGUACAAGUGGGAUAUUUGUUCAGGUGCGGCCGAAAUUUGUGUAACUUAACGUUUUGUAUGUAAUUGCGCAAGUGGUUCAUCACUCUAGUGGACGGACGGAGGUCCUUCGCUCUGAGUGUGCAGUGGAAGACGCACCUUGACUGUCAGUGGUGCCUUACAUAAUAGUACCAGUUUGAACGUAACGUCUAAAAUGAUUAUCAGCAAACUCGUAAAUUGUGGGCGAAAUAGUAAUUGUAGCAAGUGAAGUGAUGUUUGCUAAUGUAAAUUGUUGAACAGUUGAAUAAAUCUUUAUUGUAAUUUAAUGAGUCGUAAGCGUGGUUGAACGUGAUCGCAAUCAAAUAUUAUGAAGCCAUAUGGAGUCGUUAUUGUCCUGUCGUCGCUCAUAUUCUUUAAAUCAUCCAAAGCACAAUGCGGAGUUGGUCGGUCGGUGACAUACGUCCGUUGGUCAGGCGUGGCUCCGGAGACUGCGAAACCUGUGUUUGUGUACUCUGCGAGCGGCGAGGAACAGUCUCUGGCAGGAGCCUGCCUAGCCAGGUGUCGGGAGCUGGAGGAGUGCGCGGCUGUCGUCGUCGCAUACGGCAGAGGAAACUGCCAGGGCAUAGCAGAUCACACCUCAGCCAAAUUGAAAGUAGACAACGAUGUCGCCUUCUUCAAGAAAGUCUGUCUGACACUGCCAGAUGAGUGUAGUACGCGGUGGUGGAUGCUGGAGAACACUCCUGGCUACCACCUGCACUCCGAAGUGUCUCACCUCAAGGUCAUUCUCAACACAACCAUCUACGAGUGCUACGAUGCUGUGUUCACCUACAACGGUGAUAAGAAGUUCAAGUCUGCGCAGUGGGUAGUACCUCAGAGUGAGUUCGACCCCGACGUUAUCUACACGUCGGAUUCUCUGGUUGGCAACUGUAUCCUCAAUGCGGAGAACAGAUUCACAGAACCGGAGUCCUACCGUGUAUCUAAUUACUACACGGUGUACAUUGAAAACCAGUGUAGACAUGACUAUCCACAAAAGAUAGAAAGAUGUUCUUAUGAAGAAUACUACAACCAAACACUGAGACACGUCGAAUUUACUAUGAAGAACUACACGAGAGACGAAUGCAAAUUAUCCUGUGAGCAAUCACAGCUGUUCAUUUGCCGGGGGUUUACGUGGAUAUCGAGGGGGAAGGUCAACGGUGGCGGGGAGCGGGGUCUAUGCGACCUGCACAGUGAGGACCUCAUUACCACCGGCUCCUGGCUGCUGAGGCGAAUUUCCUUCGCCACUUAUUACCGCAGAGUGGUCUGCUUGAACAUUUCCGUAGAAUGCGAAAGUACGCACAUGGUAGUAACAUACCGGCCGCACGGGGUGUUCCGAGGACGGCUGUAUGUUCCUGGAAGAGGAGAGAAGUGCAGUGCGCGAGCUGUAGGUCACACUGUGCGACUUAACUUACCCAUGCAAGGAGACUGUGACGUUAACUUCGCUUAUGGCAUCUCAAACGGCCCUAAUGGAAUCAUUAACAGGACGAUGGCGUACGUGAUCGUAAUGAUUCAGAACAACCCUAUCAUACAGACGGCGGGUGACCGCUGGGUGCGAGUAGGUUGCUCACCAGACUCAAAGAAAGUAAAGCAGGUUGGCACCACCGUGUCUGUUAGAGAACUCGGUGGUUAUAGGAGUCCGGUUACACCGACCGAGCCGGAGUCCCCAGCGCACCUGACCCCGGCAGCAGCGAGUGCAAUAUACGGCGGCAGUAGCACUCCGGUGUCGAUGUACGUGGUGCGGGCGCUCGAUGAGACCGGUGCUGGUGCGGUGUCCCUGGGAGAGCCCCUAGAACUGAGGAUCGAGACCACAGACAAUUUGGAAAUCAAACCGUAUCAUCUCGUGGCUUCUUCGAGACUUGGAGACAGUUCUGUACUGCUGCUUGAUAGCAGGGGCUGUCCUACUGGACAGGUGGACUUCCCUGCGUUCUCCCGGAGCUGGGUGGGCGACAUACAGCGUCUAUCGGCGCGAUUUAAAGCUUUCCGCUUCCCUACAUCACACAUUGUAAAAUUCGCCAUUAUGGUCCGCUUCUGUGAUCACAAAUGUCCAGAGGUGAAAUGCAAUUCUGACAAACAAAGCCGUAACAUUCGUCAGACAAACGACACAUUAUACCAGUGGGGUGAUGAGGUACCUGCUGAGGUGCAGCCCGAAGAGCUGGAGGGGGGCGAGAAUGGGGCGGGAACGAGGCGGGCCCCGGCGGGGACGAGGUCGGCGCCGGCCCGCGUGGUGGCGCGCGGCGCGGCGGCAGGCUGCGCGCCGUCCGGCGGGGACUCGCUGGCCAUGACGCUGGAGCUGCUCGUGGACUCCAAGGACAUCCUGUCUGCCGACACAUUGGUCCGAGCCGACCAUCGGGCCACAUUGCCGGAAGACGGCAGGCUGAGCGAUGAUGGUGCCAUGGUGUGCGUCCACGAAUUACUACUGGUGACACUCGCACUAGCUUGGCUCGCAGUACAGAUUAUACUUCUACUUGGCUGCUGUGUACUCGUCAAGAGGUAUCGAAAUUUGGCCGAAACGAACAUGCAGAAAGACUACCAGUCGUUCGAUAACGUGGGUUUCGAGACGGGCUCCACUACCAGACGCGUGCACUGGCCGGACCAACACAUUGAUAUACUGCACACCACUUAGAAAUACAAUAUCCUGUACGAAUGUGACAUUUCAUAUCACUUUUUAUUCAGCAAUUGAUAUUUUAGUACGAAUUUAUAGCUGUUAUCCCAAAAAAAUUACGAUUUAAGUACUGUAAUUCUGUCCUAUAUAAGAAUACUGUAAGUAUGAAUCGGCUGUUUUUUUAAGUUGGUUUAUGAAAAAUAUAAUGUUUUCUUCAUAGUUAUUGUGAUUUUUUUUAGUUGUUGUUAUAAUAGUUUUUCUACGAUUCAGCACUUAACUAUAAGAAUAUUUCUAAAUAAAUGUGUGUGCGACGACGUCCCAGUUAGUGUGUAAAUAGUUUAAGCUGACUGUCAUAAAUAGCAAACAAUUGAUUGUAAAGGAAAUUGUAAAUAUAUCUAUUAUAUUCUACUUUUUGAAGUUGUUUUUA